Molecule: messenger RNA, 2159 nt
Organism: Sorex fumeus (smoky shrew)
Lineage: Eukaryota; Metazoa; Chordata; Mammalia; Eulipotyphla; Soricidae
Gene: LGI4
Product: leucine rich repeat LGI family member 4
Exons: 9
Coding region: 195-1862 (555 amino acids)
Biological process (GO): neuron maturation; myelination in peripheral nervous system
Molecular function (GO): protein binding
Source: RefSeq, a predicted model, not a curated record
AGGGAGCGAGACACAAGCCGAGCGCCCCGAGCGGAAGGACAGGCUGAAAGGGAGCCGGCAAGGAGGCGAGAGCCCGGGGGGCGCGUGCCAGCUGGCGGGAUGGAGGGCCGCCUGGCAUGGGCCAUGUAGCGGCAGCAGGUUGCCGAGCUGGGUGGGCAGAGCGAAGCGGGUGCCUCCGCCGGGGGUGAGGGGGCAUGGGAGGGGCAGGCAUGCUGCUGCUGCUGCUGCUGGCCGGGGCCACCGCCUGGAGACCCCCGAAGGGGAAGUGUCCUCCCAGCUGCUCCUGCUCCAAGGACAGUGCCCUGUGCGAGGGGUCCCCAGACCUGCCAGAGAGCUUCUCCCCAACUCUGCUGUCACUGAGUGGCUCUGGCGUGGGUUCUGGUGGCUUGCUCCCAGCCACCCCUGCGUGUGUCCCCAGCUCGCUGGUCAGGACUGGAGUCACCCAGCUGAAGGCCGGGGGCUUCCUGAAGCUGCCCUCGCUGCACCUGCUCCUCUUCACGUCCAACUCCUUCUCUGUGAUCGAGGAUGAUGCAUUUGCCGGCUUGUCCCACCUGCAGUACCUCUUCAUCGAGGACAAUAAGAUCGGCUCCAUCUCUAAGAACGCCCUUCGCGGACUGCGCUCUCUCACACACCUGAGCCUGGCCAAUAACCACCUCGAGACCCUCCCCAGGUUCCUGUUCCGAGGCCUGGAGACUCUGACUCACGUGGACCUCCGAGGGAACCCAUUCCAGUGUGACUGCCGUGUCCUCUGGCUGCUGCAGUGGCUGCCCACCGUGAAUGCCAGUGUGGGCACCGGGGCCUGUGCUGACCCAGCUGCCCUGGCCCACAUGCAGCUUCACCACCUGGACCCCAAGAUAUUCAAGUGCAGAGCCACAGAACUGUCCUGGUUCCAGACUGUUGGGGAGUCAGCGCUGGAUGUGGAGUCUUUCUCCUACCAGGGGGAGCCCUACAUGGUCCUGGCCCAGCCCUUCGCUGGACGAUGCCUGAUCCUCGCCUGGGACUACAGCCUGCAGCGCUUCCGGCCUGAGGAGGAGCUGGCGGCGCCCUCGGUGGUGUCUUGCCAGCCCCUGGUGCUGGGCCCCAGCCUCUUUGUGCUGGCUGCCCGGCUGUGGGGGGGCUCGCAGCUGUGGGCACGGCCCAGCCCCGGCCUGCGCCUGGCCGCCACGCAGACCCUGGCCCCACGGCAGCUGCUGAGGCCCAACGACGCCGAGCUGCUGUGGCUGGACGGGCAGCCCUGCUUCGUGGUGGCCGACGCAUCCAAGGCGGGCAGCACCACGCUGCUGUGCCGCGAGGGCCCCGGCUUCUACCCGCGCCAGAGCCUGCACGCCUGGCACCGAGACACGGACGCCGAGGCCCUGGAGCUGGACGGCCGGCCACACCUGCUGCUGGCCUCAGCCUCGCAGCGCCCCGUGCUCUUCCAGUGGGUAGGGGGCCACUUCGAGAGGCGCACCGACAUCCCUGAGGCCGAGGACGUCUACGCCACCCACCACUUCCAGGCGGCCGGGGACGUGUUUCUGUGCCUGACGCGCUACAUUGGGGACUCCAUGGUCAUGCGCUGGGAUGGCUCUAUGUUCCGCCCACUGCAGCAGCUCCGCUCCCGCGGCACGCACGUCUUCCAGCCGCUGCUCAUCGCCCGGGACCAGCUAGCUAUUCUGGGCAGUGACUUCGCCUUCAGCCGGAUCUACCGCCUGGAGCCCGACAAGGGCCUCCUAGAACCGCUGCAGGAGCUGGGGCCUCCGGCCUUGGUGGCCCCCAGAGCGUUCGCCCACAUUGCAGUGGCGGGCAGACGCUUCCUCUUUGCUGCUUGCUUCAAGGGCCCCACCCAGAUCUACCAGCACCACGAGUUAGAUCUCAGCGCCUGAGACCAGUGGGGACCCUGGGCACUGAGGGCACGGGGCUGGCAGGGAGGCCUGGGUCUCUGGCUGUCGCCUUAACGGCCGCCUGACCCCGAGCGGUGACAGGUGGUUGGGCGAGAUACUGGCCACUGGACAAGCCCCGGACAAGAACGUCCCUUCCGGUCUUAAGCAACAUCUUGGCUGGAGCAGAUGUCCCCACCAAGGGUGACUCAGGCUGGGACACUGUCCAGUGCCCAGAUGCACAAGUCACGGGGGGUGUGUGAUGCACAGAAGCUCCCGUCUCCCCUCUCCACACUCCCUCCG